Messenger RNA from Melitaea cinxia (Glanville fritillary), 568 nucleotides. RefSeq names its product translation initiation factor IF-2-like. NCBI's taxonomy places the organism in Eukaryota, Metazoa, Arthropoda, Insecta, Lepidoptera, Nymphalidae. Bases 70 to 459 code for a protein of 129 amino acids. The transcript has 3 exons. The record is from RefSeq and is a predicted model, not a curated record.
CAAUUGAUAUUCUCCAGCAAAAGCAAGUUUGCAUCUUGAAGAUCGUUCUGAAUUUGUACAGCAGUAACAAUGCAGAAAGUUUUAUUUGUGUAUUUAUGUGUUCUUAGCGCAUUUGUUUUUGUAGAAGCAAGGCCUAGGUGCAGAAACAACAACUGUAAUCGUGGCGGAGGCCAAUAUGGUUAUACUCAAGAACAAUAUAAUGGCCAAUACGGAUACAAUAGCCAAUCAGGAUAUGAAAUAGACUCAAACAAUAAUGGUGGGGGACAAAGUGAAUAUAGUAGUGGAGGCGGUGGAAAUAAUAAUGGCGGAUACAGCAAUGGCGCAUACGGUAGCCAUGGAAGUCGCGAUAGCGAAAGAUUUGAUAUCAGCAGCUUUAUACCACAAGAUUGUCCGAAUUGUAGGAUAAAUAGCUUAGGUAAUGGUAACUGGAACACUAACACAUUUAAUAUAGAAGAUUAAGUGUACGUGUAGAUCUAAGAACAACUACAUAACAUAGACCACAUUUAAUUCUGUCGUGAUAAUUUAUAAUAAGCAAUUUAUGUGCAACAUAAUAAAUAAUUUUAAAACU